Truncatella angustata is the source of this 1463-nucleotide messenger RNA. RefSeq lists its product as uncharacterized. The transcript is spliced from 6 exons. NCBI's taxonomy places the organism in Eukaryota, Fungi, Ascomycota, Sordariomycetes, Amphisphaeriales, Sporocadaceae. Bases 145 to 1056 code for a protein of 303 amino acids. The record is from RefSeq and is a predicted model, not a curated record. Gene Ontology annotation, molecular function: DNA binding; zinc ion binding.
GCCAAACAUCAAACUUUCUUUAGACUAGGUUAGGAGCUUUGCACCCCGACCGUCAUACACCACCCACCACCUGAGAUCUCAUCGGGGGUUUUUUUUUGCACAGCAAAACUUCAGCAAGAACAACUAUUGACGAGACGGGACACCAUGUCUUAUCGCAUAGAGAUAUCCCCAAACAACCGUGCCGGUUGCAAGGAUUCCGUGUGCAAGAAGGAAGGCGUGAAGAUCACCAAGGGCGAGAUUCGCUUUGGUACAUGGGUCACCAUUAUGGAACAUGCCAGCUGGCAAUGGCGCCAUUGGGGUUGCGUGUCUGGUGAACAGAUCAAGAACCUCAAGGAAAACGUUGAGCGUAAUGGCAGCCACGAUUAUGACAUGAUUGAUGGCUGGGAGGACCUGGAGGAUCACCCGGAGAUCCGAGAGAAGAUCCAACGCGUCCUUAAGCAGGGACACAUUGAUCCCGAGGACUUCAAUGGUGACCCAGAGAUGAACAAGCCUGGUCAGAAGGGUAUCCACAGUCGAGCCAAGAAGGCCAAACCUGAGAAUGAGAAUGGAGAGCCCUCAAGCUCAGCUCCCAAGUCCAACAAGCGUGGCCGCAAGAAGGCGGAUGCCGACGAAGAUGAAGAGAAGGUCAACCCAAAGAAGAAGGCCAAGAUGGCCAUUGUCAAGGAUGAAGAAGAGGAGCCUGAGAAGCCAGCUGCAAAGGGAAGAGGCAAGAAGGCCGCUGCCAAGGACGAUGAUGACGACGAGAAGCCAGCCGUCAAAGCCAGACCCAAAAGGGGUGCUAAGAAGGCUGUUGCCAAGGAGGAAUCUGAAGAGGAAGCGGAGGCCGAAGAGGAACCUACUCCUGUCAAGAAGACACGAGGUCGAAAGCCUGCUGUGAAGAAGGAGCCCACCCCCGAGGAGGAAGAGACUGAAGGAGAGGAGGCAGAGGAGGAGCCUGCCCCAAAACCCAAAGGCAAAGGGGGUCGCAAGUCCAAAGCCGUCACAGACGCAGACGCCGCUCCUGCUAGGCCCAAGCGAGGUCGUGGGAGAAAGUCCGCUGCUGCAGGCGAGGACUAAUUCCUACCUCUGCCCCAGUCUGUUCAUGUCUCGCCCGGGAUCCUGAGACGAGAGAAACUGUACUAUAUCUGAUCAGUGUUUAUUGUUUUGCUGAAGCGACAUGGACGACCCUGUUGUAAAAGUUUGUUGUGCUUUUUGAUAAGUGGAAGUCAGUUAGCGGUAGUCAUUUGCACAACGAUACCUAGAUGUUCUAUCAAGAACACAGCAGUGUUAGUUCAAGCUUUUCUGUACGCCGUCUUUGCUAUUGAGCUUCAAAAUCAUUCUUAAGGCUGUUACAUCAUUAUUUUUCUGAAUUUACCGUAGUUUCUACAACACGUACAUUUAUGCAAGCUUUUCUUUUAGAGUCUUUAAUUCUACGCCAUGCUGUGUCCUACCAACCACAAUAUUACACGAAAUAGCAUGACUUC